Schizosaccharomyces osmophilus is the source of this 1149-nucleotide messenger RNA. RefSeq names its product SNAP-25-like proteinue (gene sec9). Gene Ontology annotation, cellular component: plasma membrane; SNARE complex. The record is from RefSeq and is a predicted model, not a curated record. Lineage: Eukaryota; Fungi; Ascomycota; Schizosaccharomycetes; Schizosaccharomycetales; Schizosaccharomycetaceae. The transcript has a single exon. Gene Ontology annotation, biological process: exocytosis; vesicle fusion. Bases 1 to 1149 code for a protein of 382 amino acids. Gene Ontology annotation, molecular function: syntaxin binding; SNAP receptor activity.
AUGGGUCUUUUCAAAAAGAAAAAGGGUGUCAAUCCCGAUAUGUACAAGGCUCCAGAGGAAGGCAGCUCAGCCGCCAGUACUGGAACUCCUGCCCCUUCUUAUACCUCUAAUGGCUAUUCAGGUAAUUCAUACCCUAACGCGUACAGUACAGGCAGUGGAUAUGAAACUAGUAUGCCAAAGGGUGGUUAUAAUAUGCAGUCAAUUCGCAAUGAUCCGUAUGCCCGAAAAGACAUGCCUCCAAUGCGAUCCGGAGCUGCUGUAGCUUCUUCGGCUCCUUCCACACCUUCCGGUUAUGAACGGCCAAGCUAUCAACGUUCUCCAGCAAGUCAAACAACUUUGGACUUGAAAAAGCAAGAAUUAUUUCAAGGUGCACGUCGCAUACAAGAAAAUUCAGAAAACUAUUUGAAUGAAGAUGGGGACGAAGCUGACAUGGCCGAAUCAUAUAAUGCGACUGCAGAGGAAGACGAGGACGUUGAGGCUAUAAAGCAAAAAAUUCAAUUUGUCAAGCAAGACAGUUUAUCAAGCACAAGGAAUGCCUUGCAAAUGGCAAACAAUGCUGAACAAGCAGGGAUGGCCACACUUCAAAACUUGGGGCAACAAACAGAAAAAGUUGCAAGCGCCGAAAAAGAGCUGGACGUUGCUAAGAUUCAUGCAAAGCGAGCAGAAGAGCAGGCUAGGGAACUGAAAACCUUAAAUAGAAGCAUGUUUGCUAUUCACAUUGGGAAACCAUGGGGUAAAGGGAAGCGUGUAGCUGCCGAGGAGGCACGGCUUACUGCUAAGCGUGAAGCUGAACGUCAAGAUGAACUUUUGAAUAGACAGUUUGCAUUUCAGUCUCAGCGCCGUAUUGGUGAGACUAUGAAGAAAAAUCAGAAGGAAUCAGUUAAACCUAAUGAUAAGAAAGGAGUUUCCAUUAUCGAGCGCUCGCGUUAUCAGUUUGAGCCCGAUGCAGAAGAUGACAUGAACGAGAAAGAAAUAGAUAAAAACUUAGACCAGCUUGAUGGUGUUGUUGGCCGUUUGAAGGGUUUAGCAUAUGCUACUGGACAAGAAGUUGAAUCCCAAAACACUCGACUCGGCAAAGUUCACGAUAAAAGUGAUCGUCUGGAUACCGACGUAUAUCUCAAUGUUGAACGUCUUCGUAACAUCCAUUAA